ACUCGUCGGAGAUGCCGGCCUCGAUCCCUCCUCCGAGUUUGGCCGCUCCUCUUCUCUUGUCCCUCGGAAUCAUCCCCUACACAGACCGCUGAAGAGUAAGCAAAAGAGGAGAGGAGUGGGGAAGUCUUGGAUACUGUUUCCAUAUCGUCGACACGCGGUAGGUGGAGGUUGGUGGGUGUGGGCCGUCGCAUUUUCCUCCGCACCUCGCUUCGGUGAACAGCGCUCGUCAAAGAUCUCAAAAUAUCUUUAGAAAAUCUAUCUUCUCUCUAUCUUCUUGUAUUGAUCGUGAUAUGGACGAACACGUGGCUUUGGAUUGCGAUGUUCCAAAUUUUGUGGGGUUUGGGCCUGCUUACAUUUUUCCCCUUUUUCCACUGUCGGCGCCGAACACCCUCGCCCCCCCCUUAAUCCGUUUCUGAGCGUUUGGGCUUGUGGAUUGGUGGGGCUGCUUCCUUGCAUAUGAAGCAAAUUCUUCAUCUGGUUCUUCAAGCAACUGAGGAUUGCUGGAAAGGUGAGAGAUUCUUUUUGAAUAGGUUGGAGGAAUGGCAGGGAAAGGAACUACUGUUGCUAAGAACUACUUUGUGCUGAACACCGGAGAUAAGAUUCCUGCCAUCGGGAUCGGAACAUGGCAAUACGGAGGCGACCUCUGUGUGGAAGCUGUGGCGACUGCGUUGACGGUUGGGUACCGCCACAUCGACUGCGCCCAUCUCUAUGGGAACGAGGUCGAGGUGGGGAAGGCGCUGGCCGUGGCUUUCAAGGGUGGAAUCAAGAGGGACGAUUUGUUCUUGACCUCAAAACUGUAUUGUGCGACUAAUUCGCAUAAGAGGGUCGAGAAUUCUGUGAGAGUUUCGUUGAAGAGCCUGGGGGUCUCCUACUUGGAUCUGUAUCUUGUGCAUUGGCCUGAGUGUUCGGCUUUCGGGGAUGCCACUGAUCCUUCAUGGAAAUCGGCAAGUGAGUAUCGUCAGUUCUCACAACGGUUAAAGCCGACAUGGGAGGCCAUGGAAGGUCUUGUGCGGACCGGGCUUGUUCGUGCCAUUGGUGUUAGCAAUUUUGACAUUCACCAGAUCAGAGAAUUGCUCCAAUUUGCAAAAAUUGUUCCAGCAGUCAAUCAGGUGGAGUUGCAUCCAUUCUGGAGGCAGGAUGAACUAGUGAAAUUCUGUCGAGAGAAAUGCAUCCAUGUAUCUGCUCAUACUCCACUCGGAGUACCCACCUCUCGAGUGGUUCCAAUGACCAGUCCCGGUCUUUCUGACAGUGGAUCAGAGGAUGAAUCUGGAACUCCUAGAAUAACAUUCCGAAGGUCAAGAUCAGUGCAUGGACCAAUGAUGCAACUUUCUGUCGUUGCAGAUAUUGCAGAACAACAUAACAAGACACCAGAGCAGGUCAUUCUGAGGUGGGGACUACAGCGAGGAACCAGUGUCCUGCCAUGCAGCCUAAAUUCUGACAGGAUCAGGGAAAACAUAGACAUCUUCAAUUGGUCACUGACAGAUGAGGAAUGGAAUAGGAUGAACGGGAUUGAACCACAGGUAUGUCUUUUCGGAAACGGGCCUGUGAACACAUCCGAAACUGGCUUUGUUCCAGCAACUGGUCCUCUUCAGGCCGUGCAUGAGAUUGAAGAUGACACUGAGUAAUUCUAAAGGCUUCUAUUCAUCCAAGCUCAGAUACUGUAAUCUCUUAUUUUAGAAGGCAGCGAAUUUGGCACAGCUUUCUGCACACAUGUUAUGUCUGUCCAUGAAUCUAUCUGUUCAACAGACAAAUAUCAUUUUGUAACUUUGUUUGUUGUUAGUGUAAAUUAAGGAAAUUACAUCA
Molecule: messenger RNA, 1803 nt
Organism: Musa acuminata AAA Group (dessert banana)
Lineage: Eukaryota; Viridiplantae; Streptophyta; Magnoliopsida; Zingiberales; Musaceae
Product: NADPH-dependent aldo-keto reductase, chloroplastic
Exons: 4
Coding region: 540-1625 (361 amino acids)
Cellular component (GO): cytosol
Molecular function (GO): aldose reductase (NADPH) activity
Source: RefSeq, a predicted model, not a curated record